This is a messenger RNA of Scylla paramamosain (green mud crab), 1101 nucleotides long. RefSeq lists its product as uncharacterized. The transcript has 5 exons. The record is from RefSeq and is a predicted model, not a curated record. Bases 195 to 959 code for a protein of 254 amino acids. Lineage: Eukaryota; Metazoa; Arthropoda; Malacostraca; Decapoda; Portunidae.
GAGAGUGGAAUAUCACCAUCGCACAGAAGGAGCAGCAGAAGCGCGGCGUCUCGGUCACAGCUUCCUUAAGCAGAUUGAACCGCUGCUGCUGGUGUUCCUCGUGCCGCCGUUGUAAUCCCCAGCACACCAGGGAACGAUCAUCCUUAAUACACUUGCUCAUUGGACGCAUCUCAGGAGAAUCUGUGACCACAAAAAUGACGUAUACUUUAAAGUCUCUGCUUUGCCACUCAACCGUGAAUGUCAAGAAGGGCACCGCACUCCCACGUCUAUCAGAAAUUAGCCUUUUCUUCCUCUCCCCUUUUUCCUCUAAGAGUGAAAGAUUACGCUUCUCGGUUAAUCUCCUUGGGGUAAGUGCAGGAUUGUGUCCAAUAAGACUUAGGAAAGUGGUAAAGGCGAGAGGAGGAGAAUGGUGGGAGGUCGUGGAAAGGAGAGUCAUGGAGGAGGAGGCAGUGGAUCCGAGGAGAGAUAAUUGCAUCACGCUGAUGGAUUGCAGGAAAAACUGGCCCUGCAGCUGCCACACCUCAACCACGCUCCUCAUCGGCACCACUGCAGCCCACCACCUGCCUAACCACCAGAGCGCCACCACCACCACCUGCCUAACCACCAGAGCGCCGCCACCACCACCACCUGCCUCACCACCAGAGCGCCACAACCUCCUGCCACACCACCAGAGCGCCACCACCACCUGCCUCACCACCAUAGCGCCACAACCUCCUCUACGCACAUCUUCACACGCCAUCAUCACCGCCACCUUCACCGCAUUAACAGCACCACCACCACCACCACCCGCGAAGCAAGUCAGCAGCAGCCAUCAAGCCUUCAUGGAGACGAAAAGUAUGGAUGAUGCCGAAAAGGACCUCCAGUUAGCGCCACUUACUGUGAUUGCUGUAAAAAGGAAGAGAGAUGAUACAUCCAGAGGGGGACGUGGAGCACGGGGCUUCACUGCGUUUUGUAAUUGAGGGCAGCAAUGGGUGGCCGUCUCGUGUGGCAGCGCAGCCAUCGUGGCCUUUUGCCCCACAUAGAUUGUUGGAACCAGGAAUGGCACACUUAGGGUUGCCAUCUUUGACAGCUGCAACAAGGGGGAGAGAGAGAGAGAGAGAG